Molecule: messenger RNA, 465 nt
Organism: Malassezia pachydermatis
Lineage: Eukaryota; Fungi; Basidiomycota; Malasseziomycetes; Malasseziales; Malasseziaceae
Product: 40s ribosomal protein s18
Exons: 3
Coding region: 1-465 (154 amino acids)
Biological process (GO): translation
Cellular component (GO): small ribosomal subunit; ribosome; cytosol
Molecular function (GO): structural constituent of ribosome; RNA binding
Source: RefSeq, a predicted model, not a curated record
AUGUCGCUCGUGCCGCCGGACCCGUCGCAGAACUUUGCUCACAUUCUUCGUCUGCUGAACACUAACGUGGACGGCAAGCGCAAGAUCAUGUACGCCCUGACUGAGAUCAAGGGUGUGGGUCGCCGCUACUCGAACAUCGUCUGCAAGAAGGCCGAUGUUGACCUGAACAAGCGUGCCGGUGAGCUGAACUCGGAUGAGCUGGAGCGCAUUGUGAACAUCCUCCAGUCGCCCCAGGAGUUCAAGAUCCCGACUUGGUUCCUUAACCGUCAGAAGGACUUCACUACCGGUAAGGACUCGCAGGUGCUGUCGAACAACGUCGAGGCCAAGCUCCGUGAUGACCUCGAGCGCCUGAAGAAGAUCCGUGCCCACCGUGGUCUUCGUCACUACUGGAACCUUCGUGCCCGUGGUCAGCACACCCGCACUACGGGUCGCCGCGGUCGCACCGUUGCGAACAAGAAGAAGUAA